Petromyzon marinus (sea lamprey) is the source of this 5891-nucleotide messenger RNA. Its product is annotated as serine/threonine-protein phosphatase 2A 55 kDa regulatory subunit B beta isoform. Gene Ontology annotation, molecular function: protein binding; protein phosphatase regulator activity. The record is from RefSeq and is a predicted model, not a curated record. Gene Ontology annotation, cellular component: protein phosphatase type 2A complex. Lineage: Eukaryota; Metazoa; Chordata; Hyperoartia; Petromyzontiformes; Petromyzontidae.
CGUCAGACUGCGCAGUCCGCUCGCUCGCUCCGAGACGGCGUCGGCACCAUAAUAGCGCAGCGCGGCGCCCUACAAGCGUUGCAUCGCUCUGCGUGCGUGCGGGAGAGCGAGCGGGCGACAGAGCGAGCGUGUUUACGCGCGUGUGCGUUGCAUUUAAAAACGGUCGUGCGGUUUUUUUUCCAUCCGACCCACGGCGUCUUGGCAGUCUUGGUCAUGGUGUGUCUGAAUUUUCCACGAGCUUUUAGCCAAUUUGAAAAGAUUUAGUUUUUUUUUUUGUAAUAUAUGUAGUCGGGGGAAAAAUUUUUUUCGUCUUUAAUUAUUUUCGCGGUGUUAAAAGCUUCCCCCUCUCAUCCCCGCCGGUCACCCGGGUUACCUAACACCCCCCCCCUCCCUCCACCUAUUUUCGCGGAUGAGCCGAGCUUUCAGCGCGUAGAGCGAGAGAGAGAGGCCGCAUGCCCCUCCCUCCCUCUCCUCUCGCACGUCCGGCGUGGCGGUGUCGAAGCCGUCAAGAGCCAAGGCCGGCUGUCGAAUUGCCACAGGCCAUCUCUGUCGUUGCUGCUGCUGCUGCUGCUGCCGCCGCCGCCGCCACCGACGUCGCCAGCGCCAGCACUUUACAUGGGCCCGGAAUGGUGAACGCUUUGGAGGAAAGUGACGCUGCUGGGAUAUUACGCAGCACCGAGCUGCUUCUGCCUUUGCCGCUGCUGCGUCCGUUGAUGUCCAGCUGCCCGGGGGCGGAUACCUCGCGUCUCUGUCUGCGUCUGCACUGAGGACCAAGAUUUUUCAGCCAAAGGUUUCCCAAAGGGGUCUCUCCCCCCGUCCCCCCCGUAGUUGCGCUGCCGCAGAGGGCCAAGUGACGAGGUGUUUUCUCAAGCCGUCUUCCUCCGCGUUUUCUGUUUCUCAUUCUACCUCCUUCCAUUCCGCCCCUCUCUUCGUUUCGUCUGCGCUUCUCCUGGCACGGAACGCGGCUCGUUCCGGCAAGGUGUGGCUCUGCAAAGGGGGGGCACCCGACUCUGGUCGGCAGUCACCCCCAUCCAUCCGUCCGUCAGUCUGUCCGCCCGCACGCCCGCCCGCCCGCUCGCUGCCUGCCUUGAUUAUUGGCAAUUGCUGUCAUUAUUGCUCCUGCGUUUUAAUCUGCGGGAAGGAGCGCCGCGCCGCGCCGCGCCUCCAUCGCGGGGGGCCCCCUGUACCCAGCUGGUUUCUGCGGGAGCAUGGAUGUGGGCUGGCCGGGCCUGAGCCGAGAGCCACGUUCGUCACGCUCACGCACUGACCGCAACGUAACAACAACAUAACGCCGACAACAUAACACCGGCGACGUGUUAUGCUGACGCCCAGUCUCUGCGUCAAUGGAAGAGGAUAUCGACUGCAGGAAGAUCAACGGCACUUUCCUUCGCAACCACAACUAUGUCACUGAAGCGGACAUAAUCUCCACAGUAGAGUUCAACCACACGGGAGAUCUCCUUGCGACGGGAGACAAGGGUGGCCGUGUCGUGAUCUUCCAGCGAGAACAGGAGAGCAAAAACCAGCCGCAGCACCGCGGAGAGUACAACGUCUACAGCACCUUCCAGAGCCACGAGCCCGAGUUCGACUACUUGAAGAGCUUGGAGAUUGAGGAGAAGAUCAACAAGAUCCGGUGGCUGCCGCAGCAGAAUGCGGCCCAGUUCCUGCUCUCCACAAAUGACAAGACGAUCAAGUUAUGGAAGAUAAGCGAGCGGGACAAGCGAGCCGAAGGCUACAACCUGAAGGAGGAGGAUGGGAGGCUACGAGACCCCACCACCAUCACAGCUCUUCGUGUGCCUGUGCUGAAGCCCAUGGACCUGAUGGUGGAGGCGAGUCCGCGGCGCAUCUUCGCGAACGCGCACACCUACCACAUCAACUCCAUCUCCGUAAACAGCGACAACGAGACGUACAUGUCCGCAGACGACCUCCGCAUCAACCUCUGGCACCUCGAGAUCACAGAUCGCAGCUUCAACAUUGUCGACAUCAAGCCGGCGAACAUGGAGGAGCUGACGGAGGUGAUCACGGCGGCCGAGUUCCACCCGCUGCAGUGCAACAUGUUCGUCUAUAGCAGCAGCAAGGGCACCGUGCGGCUGUGCGACAUGCGUGCCUCGGCCCUCUGCGACCGCCACUCGAAACUGUUUGAGGAGCCCGAGGACCCCAGCAAUCGCUCGUUCUUCUCGGAGAUCAUCUCGUCCAUCUCCGACGUGAAGUUCAGCCACAGUGGGCGCUACAUGAUGACGCGCGAUUACCUCACGGUCAAAGUGUGGGACCUCAACAUGGAGACCCGGCCCAUCGAGACAUACCAGGUGCACGAGUACCUGAGGAGCAAGCUGUGCUCCUUGUACGAGAACGACUGCAUCUUCGACAAGUUUGAAUGUGCAUGGAACGGCACUGACAGCGUCAUCAUGACGGGGUCGUACAACAACUUCUUCCGCAUGUUCGAUCGAGGGACACGGCGGGAUGUGACCCUGGAGGCGUCGCGCGAGAACAGCAAGCCGCGCGCCGUGCUCAAGCCGCGGCGCGUCUGCGCCGGCGCGGGCGGCGGCAAGCGCAAGAAGGACGAGAUCAGCGUGGACAGCCUCGACUUCAACCGCAAGAUCCUGCACACAGCCUGGCACCCGAGCGAAAACAUCAUCGCCGUGGCCGCCACCAACAACCUGUACAUCUUCCAGGACAAGAUCAACUAGGGGGAGGAGGGUCCCCCCCCCCCCCCGGCGUCUUGGGGGUGCGCACGGCCGUAGGGACAGCCCACCAUUCAGCUCCCCGCCACGCCGACACAACCUGCCUUCCUCCACUCCUCCACUCCCUCCGCCUUCUUCCUUCCCCUGACCCCCCGAUCCUCGCUGCCGCCCACCCCACCCCUUCCCACGCACCCGCACCUCUCCACCUCCACGUCCUGUGCCUCUCCUGCAAUUCACCCCCUCCCCCCCCCAUCCUCUUUGCCCUUUCUCCACACAAGCAAACCUUUUUGACCCCCCCCCUACCGCGCGCCCCCACAAGCCCCGCCCCCCACAAGCCCCGCCCCCCACAAGCCCCGCCCCCCACAAGCCCCGUCCCCCACCCGACUGGAAGUGCGCACACUCGCACCCCCGAAUCUGGGACGAGGUCACGGAAGGCAGGAGGUGCUGUGCCCCCGCGCGUUAAGCGUGCGUAGCCAAGGGGUUGCCCGCUUGGGCGGGGAAGGGGGGGGGGCAUCCGUGUGUGUGUGCGGGGUGGGGGGCCGUGCCCGCCGCUGCCUGGGCUCGCGGGUUGUGCCGGGUUUUUUUUUUGUAACAAAAAUUUUGGAACCGGUUUGUCUCUAAAACUUGGUUGGGGGCGGGGGGGGAUUGUGGUGAGAUGGCAAAAGUUGGAGGAUUGGCGGGCGGUGUGUGCCAGGUGAGUUGACCUACCAAGGUCUCCCGUGGUCCCGAGGAAUUGGCUCGGCAGUCAGUUAUACCACGCGAUAAUCCGUGAGGAGUGGUUUGCGGGGGGGGGGAGGGGAGCAGACGCGGUUUCGCUGUUGGAUUUUUCCAAAUUAUAAAUGCUUUCUUCGGUGACGUACGCAAAAUGAUCACUUUUGUUUUAGCGCGUUAGGUAAACAAAAAAAGUGCAUUGACGUUGGAUAUGGCUCUCGCCCCCCUUGCAGUCUUGCGAUGUCUUGGUUGACAUAAUUAUAUCACGUCUACGGUUUAAUUGUGAAUUGACUUGCAGGGGGAUUAAAACUUUAAAAAAAACUAACAAGUUACGUUUUACGUAAUGUUUGUCACUUGUCUUUUUAAUUUUAUUACUUUAAAUAGUGUGCAUUUUUUUUGUUGCUUACUGUUUACAGGACCUAAAAAUAAAAUCAAAAAGGAAAAAAAACGAAUUGGGGGACAUGAAUGUACCUUAGAGGUUAUUUGAAUUGCUUUUUGUCGCACCCAAAUUUUGGGCCCUUUAAAGAUCGAAUCGGGCAGAGAAAAAUCAACGAACCAUACCAAAAUCCUUUGCCUGCUGGGGGAUGAAAGCGAUGGGAAUUUUGCAGUAAUUUUUCAUACUAACGGGUCGUUCAACAGCAUGGAGGUGCAGAGGGGGGGGAGGGGGGGAUGCAUCGUUUGUGACAUCUUGGGAGGGGCAGUCCAGCACAAGUGGUUCUUUAAUCAGUUUUUUUCUGGGCCCUUUUUUUACAUUAUAAUUUUGGCCCCUCGUAUAUAGCAGCAUUAACGAACAAAGCGAAAUAUCAUUUUCCACAUAAACAGAAUACUGUACACCAUAGCCUGUGGAUUAUGCAAAUGUUUGUGCGUUGUCUAUCUUAAUUCUGAAAUAAAAUAAAAAAUACACACACACAACUCCUGUGUUAGAGUAAUAAAGGCAGAACUGUCAGCUGAUUGUGUUGCGUUGUCUCACCUGACAGUUGUGUGAUAUCCCAGUUGGCAAAUGGACAGUGCAAUUAGAUUUACAACAACAAAAAAUGUGUCACUCCACGAUACUUAACGACAAAAAGAUCAGUACAGUACUGUAAAUUUAUGGCACUAGCCAGUACGUGUGGAAGCAUUAUGCUUACAUUAUGCUUUUGUUUUUUAGGCUGUAUCAUCUGUUUGCGUGGGUUUAAGAAAUGUGCCGUUACUGUGUUUUUUUAAUUUGCUUGUCAUUCCAUUUCUGUGUUUUUGGGUAUUCAUUCCAGCGAUGGUCAUCUGACAUCCGUGGUCAAGAGCUGCAGCCAUAUAGGCGCUUCAGAACGUGGACAUUUUUUUGUUUGUUAUGUUGUUGGGUUGUGGUUGAUGGGCAUGACAAUGCCCCGCAUGCCACUCUUAAAAGGCUUGCCUCUACAUACACACAUGCAUGUGUUUUGAGCCGGAUAUGAACGUUUGCUGGCUCUGCAUAGGUUGUAACCCUUGCGUUAAAACACAAUUGUUUUAAAACAAAUGAUUGAAAAUAACUAAUAAGUAGAAUAACUCCCAGUAGAUUUAUUUUAACAUUUUCCCAGCCUUUAUACAUUUCUGGGCCAUGGUAAGUUGUAUACUCUCUUGUGGACUACAUACAUGCUGUGUACACGUGUGUAUUAUAUACAAGAUAUGCACAUAUCUGUAUACAAAUCCUGGCCAAGGUUAACUGUGUUUAUCAUCGCUCUGGGGGUCACUAAAUACGAUGACCACCUUGGUGAGGUUACACCACUCGGUAUGAAGUCAGCAGUGGUUAUCCUAUGCAGAGACUGAUCCCUGCCAUAGGAACAUGGAAUUUCCACCACUUGCUCAGGACCGGCGACGGGAAUGACUGCUGCCUAAAUGCUCGUGUGAACUUGGGGAUACUUUGACUUGACUAUAUUAUCUAUCUUGGUUUUUCUUUCUGAUGUGGUCUUCUUUAGAACUGUCAUAGACCGACCAAUUUCUCCCGAGAAAGGCUUAAGAGGCAACAAAAACACUAUUUAUACAUUAUCUUACGUACGUCACAUGCGUGUGAUUUCACACGUGGCCCCCAUCCCAUGUUGAGACGCCGCCUGCAUGUCGCAAACAUUUCGUGAAUAUUGUGUCAGCUCAGCCGUGGAGCCGGGGUAAGAUGCUUGUGGCAGCCACAUUGACGGGGAUAUACUGGCGGAGCACUAAUGGAUAGGGGGAAGACGAGGAGAGAUAAUAACGGUGGGGGGGAGGGAGGGAAACCGAGAUAAUAAACAGUCAUUGACUUUUUUUUCAGACGUCCUAAGUGUCUAUAUUAAAAAAAUGUUUAAAUAAACCUUUUUAACCAAGUGAGCACUGCUGUGUCGCGUAUAGAAGUCGAUAUAAAGAUGUGACUGUACUGUUACUUGCCAAAUGCUUGGAAAAAAAAUCUGAAAACAUUAUAAAUGAAUGUGUACAUUUCUUUUCUUAAAAAAAAUGGUAUGUGUUAUGUCAAAGAAUCACUAGGUAAUAGGACUGCCUCAAUAAAACGACAAUGUAUUAGGA